Messenger RNA from Carya illinoinensis, 2177 nucleotides. RefSeq names its product pre-mRNA-processing factor 19-like. Lineage: Eukaryota; Viridiplantae; Streptophyta; Magnoliopsida; Fagales; Juglandaceae. Gene Ontology annotation, biological process: protein ubiquitination; mRNA splicing, via spliceosome; DNA repair. The transcript has 18 exons. The record is from RefSeq and is a predicted model, not a curated record. Gene Ontology annotation, cellular component: U2-type catalytic step 1 spliceosome; Prp19 complex; cytoplasm. Gene Ontology annotation, molecular function: ubiquitin protein ligase activity; protein binding. The coding region runs from base 149 to 1723 and encodes 524 amino acids.
CGGCCAUCCCUAGUCCACAAAACACCCUUUCUUCCUCUCAAUUUUCCCUUUUGGCUGUCACACCCUCUUCUAGUUUAGUAAUUAGUUGAGUUCCUCUCGUAUCAGGCAACGGUAGCUCAAAGCGAAAACCCUAGCUCUCUCCCCUACAAUGAACUGCUCAAUCUCCGGCGAGGUUCCGGAACAGCCCGUGGUGUCGAAGAAAUCUGGACUGCUAUAUGAGAAGCGGUUAAUCGAGAGGCACAUCUCGGAUUUUGGAAAAUGCCCAAUUACGGGGGAACCACUUACACUGGAUGACAUUGUUCCAAUCACGACAGGCAAGAUAGUAAAACCUAGACCUCUACAAGCUGCUAGCAUACCUGGCAUGCUCGGAAUGUUCCAGAAUGAAUGGGAUGGUUUGAUGCUAUCCAAUUUUGCAUUGGAACAACAACUACAUACAGCGAGGCAAGAGCUAAGUCAUGCUCUAUACCAGCAUGAUGCUGCUUGCCGUGUGAUUGCAAGACUUAAAAAAGAAAGGGAUGAAGCGAGGUCAUUGCUUGCUCAGGCUGAUAGGCAGAUACCCAUGUCAGCAUCUGCGGUAGUUACAGCAAACGCUCCUGUGAUGAGCAAUGGUAAAAGAGCUGCUGAGGAUGAGGAGUUUGGCCCUGGGGGAAAGAGAAUACGACCUGGAAUAUCUGCCAGUAUUAUUGCUGAAUUAACUGACUGUAAUGCGGCUCUUUCACAGCAGCGCAAAAAGCGCCAGAUACCUCCAACGGUGGCUACCAUUGAUGCUCUGGAAAGGUAUACUCAGAUUUCUAGUCAUCCGCUCCACAAAACAAGCAAACCGGGCAUUGUGUCUCUUGAUAUCCAUUUUGAAAAGGACAUAAUUGCAACCGGAGGGCUUGACACAAAUGCAGUACUUUUUGAUCGAUCAUCAGGGCAGAUCUUAUCUACACUCAGUGGUCAUGCUAAAAAGGUUACCAGUUUAAAAUUUGUUGCUCGGGGUGAUUUAUUCUUAACUGCCUCAGCUGACAAGACUGUACGUUUGUGGCAAGAGUCUGAUGAUGGGAACCAUAACUGUAGACACAUCUUAAAGGAUCAUACUGCGGAGGUGCAAGCUAUUACAGUCCAUGCAACCAAUAACUACUUUGUGACUGCUUCUCUUGAUGGCACAUGGUGCUUUUAUGAACUUUCUUCUGGAUUAUGUCUCUCACAGGUUGUGGAUGCCUCAGAUUCUAAUGGCUAUACUUCUGCAGCAUUUCAUCCUGAUGGUCUAAUUCUUGGAACAGGCACUUCUGAAGCUGUUGUUAAAAUUUGGGAUGUGAAAAGUCAGGCAAAUGUUGCCAGAUUUGAUGGACAUGUUGGGGCUGUAACUUCAAUAUCUUUCUCUGAAAAUGGCUACUUCCUUGCGACUGCAGCUCAUGAUGGUGUUAAGCUGUGGGAUCUACGAAAAUUAAGGAACUUCCGGACAUUUGCUCCAUAUGAUUCAGAUACCCCAACAAACUCCGUGGAGUUUGACAGUAGUGGGAGUUACCUUGCAAUAGCUGGAUCGGAUAUAAGAGUUUACCAAGUUGCAAAUGUGAAGUCAGAAUGGAAUUGUAUCAAAACUUUUCCCGAUUUAUCUGGCACAGGUAAAGCAACUUGUGCAAAAUUUGGGCCAGAUGCGAAAUAUAUGGCAGUAGGAUCGAUGGAUAGAAACCUCCGCAUUUUCGGCCUGCCCAGCGAGGAUGGUUCAUUAGAGUCUUAAGGCACUUUCAAGUAGCAGUAAGUGGGAAGUGGAAGUCUUGGUAUUUCUUGAGGUUGCUGUUUACUUCGACGUGUAAUUUAUUUAUUGGCUUGAGGAAAUGGGUGGUAGAAUUCUUCAAUUAUAUGGUGUAGAAACUAUUGCCACAUUCCUCUCCUUUGAGCAAAGAGUACCCUUGAGCAUUCCGCUUCGAUCUUGCGAGAUGCGGUCUCAACUGAGCUGGAGACACUCAUAUUUGUCGGCACUUGAUUAAUUAUCAUCAUCACUUUCUAAAGUUGGUACCCCAUCUCAUGUAUCAUUUCCUUUUCUUUUUUCUCUUUUUUUUUUUCCAAUUUUGUUGUAAUCAGAUUUUGCCGCUUUGGAAUAGGUUUUUGGCUAACGUUAGCGUUCUAUCUUUUGUAUGUCCGAUUGUGGGUGGCUGACAGGACAAUAUAUUCAGAACUGUUCUCGGUUCUUA